Messenger RNA from Malurus melanocephalus (red-backed fairy wren), 3863 nucleotides. RefSeq names its product sprouty RTK signaling antagonist 1 (gene SPRY1). Lineage: Eukaryota; Metazoa; Chordata; Aves; Passeriformes; Maluridae. The transcript has 2 exons. Bases 158 to 1120 code for a protein of 320 amino acids. Gene Ontology annotation, biological process: animal organ development; multicellular organism development; negative regulation of Ras protein signal transduction. The record is from RefSeq and is a predicted model, not a curated record. Gene Ontology annotation, cellular component: membrane; cytosol.
CGAGCGAGGGCUGUGCGGGGCUGUGCCGGGAGGGCGAGGAACCGGGACCCCGCUGCCCCCCGCCCGCUGGAUUUGCCGUUCCCGGUGUCUCCGUGUACAUCAGGUUUCAGAUGCAUGCCAGGUUCCCGCUGAAUGCCAGCAGCAGAGAUCACUACAGAUGGAGCCCCAAAGUCAGCAUGGCAGUGGCGGUUCCCUGGUGGUGAUUCAGCAGCCCUCCCUGGACAGCCGGCAGCGCUUGGACUAUGACAGGGAGAGCCAGCCCACGACCAUCUUGUCACUGGACCAGAUCAAGGCCAUCAGGGGCAGCAACGAAUACACCGAAGGGCCGUCUGUGGUGAAAAAGUCGGGUCCGCGGACGGCACCRAGGCAGGAGAAGCACGAAAGGACUCACGAGAUUAUACCAAUUAAUGUGAAUAAUAAUUACGAACACAGGCCCGGCCAUGUGGGGCACGUGGCACAUCAGCAGAACGCCAGGGCUCCCGUCCUGAGCCGAUCGACCAGCACAGGGAGCGCGGCCAGCUCCGGCAGCAACAGCAGCGCCUCCUCGGAGCAAGGGCUGCUGGGGCGCUYGCCGCCGUCCCGGCCGGGCUCCGGCCACAGAUCCGACCGGACAAUCCGGGCGCAGCCCAAGCAGUCGUCCCUGCUGGCGGACGAUCUGAAGGGUCCUUUGAAAGAGGACUUGACGCAGCACAAGUUCAUCUGUGAACAGUGCGGGAAGUGCAAGUGCGGGGAGUGCACGGCGCCGCGGGCCCUGCCCUCCUGCCUGGCCUGCAACCGGCAGUGCCUGUGCUCAGCCGAGAGCAUGGUGGAGUACGGCACCUGCAUGUGCCUGGUUAAAGGGAUCUUCUACCACUGUUCCAACGACGAUGAAGGGGACUCGUACGCGGAUAAUCCCUGCUCCUGCUCCCAGUCACACUGCUGUUCUAGGUACCUGUGCAUGGGAGCCAUGUCCUUGUUUCUGCCUUGCUUGCUCUGCUACCCUCCGGCCAAAGGAUGCCUAAAACUCUGCCGGGGGUGCUACGACCGCGUCAAUCGCCCGGGGUGCCGGUGCAAGAACUCCAACACAGUCUAUUGUAAACUGGAGAGCUGCCCCUCCCGGGGUCAGGGCAAGCCCUCAUGAUUUUGGGAGGGAGGUUUACCUCCUCCAACUUCAGUUUUUCAGGUUGUAGCUGAUUUUUUUCCCUCUUYCUCUUUUCUUCUUCCCCCCUYCUCUCCCAUUUUGGGAGGACUGUUCUUUUCCUUUCCUUUCUGUCUCCCCAACUUCAGAUACAUGAGUUCUUCCCUUUGCAUCUUYGCUCUCCUCCUCCUGCUGACUUGGCUGAGUGUGGAGCGUUUCACGCAGUCAUUGCUGCUCUUUGGUAAGUGUGGACCUGGUAUCUGCACCUGCCGCUCACUUGGGCAGGGUCUUUGAGUUUGUAACUGAACCACUCCUGAAAGAGACAGUGAAGGCUCACUGGGCUCUUGAAGCUUCUUGCUCUGUGAAUAUCUUCCCAAAGAUUUUUUUUUUUUGUUCUCAGCAAUUUAUGGUUUUUUUCCUUAACCUCCCGGGUGCCAAGGAAGAAUAACUUUCCUGAGUGAGAUGGAUUGUGAAAUAACUUUUUGUGUGUUCUUUCUGGAGAGGGAURUAAAAUAAAGGCUUCACCAAAUGAAAGGCCUGACUCUUCUAUAAGCAGCCUGCUUCUUUUUGCAUCUUUUUUUCCACACCGCCCCUCUCUUUUUGUCUUAACUUUUGGAACAUUCUCAGACCUGAGAAUUGCCCUGCCUUUUUUUUUUUUUUUUUUUUUUUUNUUUUUUUUUUUUUAUUUUUUCUUUUUUUACAUUUUCAAUGUAACUUCAGUUUUUGUUACACUGUGUAGAUCUUCACAUUGGAGACAUUGUGGCUGCAACAUACUCAUUUGUUUCUUUUGCUGUCUGAUCUUUGAAGGAUAUUGCUCACUCCACCCUCCUAAUCCCGUUUUUUAUAGUCUGUCAGUAUCAGUUGAUAUUAAAGUUGGUGGUGUUUAUAUAUCCAAACAGCCUUCAGGUGUCAUCGAGUCACCUAAAUGUUCUUGAAUCCUUCAAGUUUCUUGUGAUCCUUUUGCUUAAUGAGUUUAGCUCUGCCCUGUACUUUAUAAUUUUAUUCUGUCCCUGUUUUAUUGCCUUAGCCACAAAUUGUGGUCCUUUUUUGUAUAUUUUAUGUAUAAAACACAAAGUUGAAUCCCAACUAUUUUUAAGACAAAAGUCUGUUAAAACUUUUUUUAUUGUAAAGAAUAUUUAUUAUGUGAAUCUCUAUUAUUUUAUGAUAUUUAUUGCAAAAGACUUCAAAAAUGUACUCAUGUCUGAAUAUAACAAAAUAUCAAUACUUAACGAAAUAAGGAUGACACGAAGAAAGUACAUAUGUUAACUAUAAUGCAGAAAAUAUAUUAAUUAAUGAACAUGGCUCUGGAGUUCUUUUGUUAAAAUGACAAGUUGUGAGCUGCGUGUGUGCAUUGCUGGUCUGUUCCUCCUUUAGGUCUGUCAGGUGGCAAAUAACUUCCUAUUGAUACUUCAAAGCCACUAGUCUGUGCUCUAGUUUAGUUUACCUAAUUUUAAGUUUAGGCCAACUCUGUAUCAAAUAGAUUUUUGCUACAGGAUGUUUAAUACAAUUGAAUCURUGUUGUGCAUAACAGUGCCAAGAAAGGGAGGCUCUAUUUAUUUACCAAAGCAUUUGGAAAUACAGUUGUGGAGGAGGAAACCACAACUUCCAAGCUGGGGCUUUUUUAUGUUUCUCAAGGAAUACCACAUUAACAUGCAAAGCCUUUUAAAAUUUUCCUAUCUUGGCUGGUUAAGUUGUGCAGCAACUGAAGAAAUUAAUCUCCCCAGCUCAAUUCUAAAUAAAAAGCUAGAGGCAGGAUGAAAAACAGUGAUUGUAUUGCUGUMGUUUGGUAGCUUUGAAAUCUGGAAAUGUGUGUGUAUGUUUGGGCCUGUGCCUAUGACUUACUCGGUUCUUUUCCCAUACAUUUUCCAAUGUCAACUGAAUCUUCUGUCUUUAAAUUAAAGACUCUUAAGGGUGACCUAAGUGUCACAGCUACUUGUGGCCAUUUAACACACAUUCAAAAGAAAAAGCUUUUCAUUAAGAGUGAAUAGGGAGACCUCAUUCUUUUCCUCAUGUGGGUCAAGGUUACAUCACAAUUCUCCCAAAGUUUAAAAGUUUUAAAAUGGAUGUAAUUUCACAUAAUGUUCAGAGUAAGUGGUUUAGAGAAACUCCACUUCAGAACAUAGUAAUGACUUGACAAAUAUGUCAUAUCUUGCUUUUUUAAACUCCUGCUGCUUUGAAUUGCUAUAUUCAAGCUGCUCUGACUCCCGCACAGUGAUGAUUUGAACAAGCUUGAUUCUUUGUAGUUAAUUCCAUCCCAGCUGAUGCAGUGUCAUGGCAUGGAGCUGACUGAAAAGCUUCAUUUUUAUUAAAMAGCACAGGUGACCUCUGAGAGGUAUAAAGUGAAAUCAUCACCUUGCUCCACCUAGGAAACUCCUUGUUUUACAGGAUGUGGGUGCUACUGCUGCUGUGUGUGUGACAACAGUGAUGGGCUGGGGGGCUCGUGGGGCAGCAGUGGAUGUACAGGAAUUCAGCCUUCCAAGGUUUCCUGAGAUGAAGCAAAGCCAGGAGAAGAAUGUUUCUGARGAGCAGAGACUUGCACUCCUUCACUAUCAACGCUGCGUCUGUAACAGCGACAGCUGCAAACAGCCCCGGGGAGACAAUGGAGGCCUUGUCCGGYGCUGGUCAGAGAUGUCCACUGCUAACUGUGUGCUGACACUCRGGAACACGGAGCCAACUGCCUCUGCAGCUGGAGCCCAUCCAGCUCUGUGCUCACUACCUUUGCUCCAAAGCUGCUGCUUGUGCCUAC